CUGCUUUCCUUGCCUCUGUCUCAUGCUGUCUCAGCUGUUUCCCCAUCUUACUUCGGCACUUGAAAUUUACAGUCAAGAUAACGGGCAGCAGGAAGUGUUCAACAUCGCCUUGUGGGCCCGCCUCCAGCCUAGUCGAGGAUGGAUUCAUGUCCAGGAACACUUCGUUGCUGCACUCAGCUAAUUUCAUUGUGUGCAUCUGGCCGUACCAGGACGGUUGCGAGCAGUCUCACUGGGCCUCAUCAAUACCAUCACCUACUUCCCUUGGUCUACCUACACGGUCAUAACAGCUCUGGUACCAUGAACGGCGUGACGACGGAGAGCCAAGAUGGACUGGCGGGGCUGGAGAACACCAUGCCCAAUGCUUGCUGCUUGUCUGGGAUAACUCUGAAUGCUGCAUGCGCCCAGUGCCGAGUACGGACGAUGUACUGCAUAUAGUACCUUCGGAGCAAUACUUCACUUCUCGAGAUCACAGUGCGCGACCUUCUCUACACUACUUCUCUCUACCGCGACUGGGAACCUGGGAGGCAUGCAGCUUGUCCCUCUCCUCGUGGGACUGCUUUCUGCUCGCUUGUCUUCCUCGUUCGUCUGUCUGAUUGUCGUUGCCCGGGCCUUCCGCUCAUACGAGACUCUUUGGGAAAGGGCAAAAAAAAAAAAAAAAGACACUACACAACCUUUUGUAAAGAGUCCAAGUCCAGUCACUCAGCUUCUCCGUCACUUUGGGUCAAUAUCGACGCUUUACGAGGAAACAAGUCCAUCUACAUACCAAUCGUUCUGUGUGUUAUUUAUCCUCGGUAUUCUUCGUCUU
Molecule: messenger RNA, 805 nt
Organism: Neurospora crassa OR74A
Lineage: Eukaryota; Fungi; Ascomycota; Sordariomycetes; Sordariales; Sordariaceae
Exons: 3
Coding region: 139-435 (98 amino acids)
Source: RefSeq, a predicted model, not a curated record